This is a messenger RNA of Leucoraja erinaceus (little skate), 1144 nucleotides long. RefSeq lists its product as uncharacterized. Gene Ontology annotation, molecular function: RNA binding. Gene Ontology annotation, biological process: positive regulation of mRNA splicing, via spliceosome. NCBI's taxonomy places the organism in Eukaryota, Metazoa, Chordata, Chondrichthyes, Rajiformes, Rajidae. Gene Ontology annotation, cellular component: spliceosomal complex. The record is from RefSeq and is a predicted model, not a curated record. The transcript has 2 exons. The coding region runs from base 107 to 1144 and encodes 345 amino acids.
AACUUCCGGCCUUCUCUUCCUCUUUGUCUGGCGCGGCGCGGAGCGGUGGACGCCAUUUUGAGCUUCCUUGUCGUCGAGUGAGGUACACGAUCAUCUCGCUGCUAACAUGUCGGACGAAGGAAAGUUGUUUGUCGGCGGUCUUAACCUCGACACAGACGAGCAGGGCCUGGAAGAACAGUUCUCCAAGUACGGGCAGAUCACCGAGGUACGGGUCAUUAAGGACCGAGAGACCUGUGUAUCGCGUGGUUUCGGCUUCAUCACUUUCGAUAACCCGGAGGAUGCCAAAGACGCGCUGCAGGCCAUGAACGGCAAACAGAUAGAUGGCCGCCAAAUCCGAGUGGGCCACGCUGAGAAGAAAUCGGGCAGUCGAGGCGGUUACGGCCGGGGCGGCGGCGGCGGUGGCGGCAGUUACGGCAACCGCAGGAGAGGCUCCGGCGGCGGCUACUGGGACAGCGAGAGGAGCAGCUAUGGCGGCAGCGGUGGCGGCGGCGGCGGCGGCCGGUACGAUCAGCAGGACCGAGACAGCUACUCGGGUGGGUACCGGAGUCAGGGCAGUAGCGGUUACUUCGGAAGUCGCUACCGGGACUAUGAAUCUUCCUUGUCGUCGAGUGAGGUACACGAUCAUCUCGCUGCUAACAUGUCGGACGAAGGAAAGUUGUUUGUCGGCGGUCUUAACUUCGACACAGACGAGCAGGCCCUGGAAGAACAGUUCUCCAAGUACGGGCAGAUCACCGAGGUACGGGUCAUUAAGGACCGAGAGACCUGUAUAUCGCGUGGUUUCGGCUUCAUCACUUUCGAUAACCCGGAGGAUGCCAAAGACGCGCUGCAGGCCAUGAACGGCAAACAUAUAGAUGGCCACCAGAUCCGAGUGGGCCAGGCCGAGAAGAAAUCGGGCGGUCGAGGCGGUUACGGCCGGGGCGGCGGCGGCGGUGGCGGCAGUUACGGCAACCGCAGGAGAGGCUCCGGCGGCGGCUACUGGGACAGCGAGAGGAGCAGCUAUGGCGGCAGCGGUGGCGGCGGCGGCGGCGGCCGGUACGAUCAGCAGGACCGCGACAGCUACUCGGGUGGGUACCGGAGUCAGAACAGUAGCGGUUACUUCGGAGGCGGAGGCGGAAGCGGAGGUCGCUACCGGGACUAUGAAUGA